This is a messenger RNA of Labrus mixtus (cuckoo wrasse), 3672 nucleotides long. RefSeq names its product stanniocalcin 2a (gene stc2a). The coding region runs from base 251 to 1111 and encodes 286 amino acids. Gene Ontology annotation, cellular component: extracellular region. The transcript is spliced from 4 exons. The record is from RefSeq and is a predicted model, not a curated record. Gene Ontology annotation, molecular function: hormone activity. Lineage: Eukaryota; Metazoa; Chordata; Actinopteri; Labriformes; Labridae. Gene Ontology annotation, biological process: intracellular calcium ion homeostasis.
CCGGGGCUCUGAGAAAUAUAGGCAGCAUCCCUUCCAGCUCAUGCACUCAGACCCACAGCUGCCCCAUAAGACACCAAGCCGCAGCUGCGCUGAUCGCUGAUCCUAGGUGAACCCUCACACACACACACACACACACACACACACACACACACACACACACACACACACACACACACACACACACACACACACACACACACACAGCCGCACACACUCGCACAGCCAGAUCUUCGCUGGGAGUCGAGGCGCGAUGUUGGUCAAGCUGGCUGUGGCGCUGCUGGUUUUGUCUGUGCUCGAACAAGUAGUGGGAUCGGAUAAUAUUGAUCUCCACGACAGCCUCCCGGAGAAGCCUGCGACACAAAAAGGACGCCUCUCUCUCCAGAACACAGCUGAGAUCCAGCACUGCCUGGUGAGUGCAGGGGAUGUCGGCUGUGGUGUGUUUGAGUGCUUUGAGAAUAACUCCUGCGAGAUACGAGGGCUACAGGAAAUCUGCAUGACGUUCCUUCACAACGCUGGCAAAUUUGACUCUCAGGGGAAGUCUUUCAUCAAGGAUGCUCUGAAGUGUAUGGCACACGGGCUCCGACACAAGUUCAGCUGCAUCAGUAGAAAGUGUGUGUCCAUUAAAGAGAUGGUGUUCCAGCUCCAGAGAGAGUGUUACAUCAAACACAACCUGUGCUCUGCUGCUAAGGAGAAUGUGGCUGUGAUGGUGGAGAUGAUCCAUUUCCAGGAUCUCUUCCCUAAAGGUCCAUAUGUGGAGCUGGUGAACAUCCUGCUGAGCUGUGGCGAGGAGGUGAAGGAGGCGCUCACUCGAAGCGUCCGGCUGCAGUGCGAGCAGAACUGGGGGGCUCUGUGUGACAGCCUGAGCCUCUGCUCCUCCCUCGCACCCUCACCCGCUGGCUCCCCAGUUGUUGAACACCACCGCCGCCCGUUACCCUCCCACCCAGAGCCGGAGCAUCCUCGCUUACCACGGCAAGGUGAAAAGGAGAAACCGGCUAAGGCGGGCUUCAAUGCUCACCCGCGCAAUCGCAGUCAGGGACCCCGCCGCCAGAGUCCGGAGGCCGGGAUCGUGGCCGAACAGGAAGACCCCGAGGCCACAGACAUCCGGAGGUGAAAGCGCGGGAGGCUGUCCCUACUUUUCAACGUUUGAAAAACCACAUUUGCAGACUUAUGCACACCUCCACAGAUCAACACACACACACACACAUACUCACACACACACACACACACACGCUCACACAAGUUCCCAGACAUGAGUGAGCAGAAGGAAACAAGCCCCAACCUUUCCUGUCCUUAUUCCGCCCUCUCCAGUCAUUCCAGCAGUCCCACAUAGUAACCUUGCAGGGUAAAUGAGGUGUAGCUCGUGCUGUUAUGCCAGACUGUAGGCCACACUUAAAAAAAGAAAAAAAGAAAUAACAAUCGUUAUUAUCAUGAUUAUUUCCACUGUUAGGACUAUUUUGGCUCUAAUAUAGCAUUUCUCAAAUCAUACUUACUGUAAGAUUUGAUUAUAUUUGUAUUAUUUAUUUUAUUCUUUAUGCAAUGUUGAAAUAUCAAAAUGUACAUAGAAAUAUUCUUAUCUAUAUUUAUAUCAACAUGUAUAAAUAUAGCUACAAUAUGCAAUACUGGUAUGCUAUAGGUGAUGGCAUACGGUGUGCUGUAUGCUCUCUCCACAGUAUUGCACCCAUCACGCAUUGGUCUGUAGAUAUGUAACAUACACCGUUUGUUGUUUCAGAGUGGGGGACUGUGUGAUGAUUAUAGAUACUUGAUGAUUAAAUACAAAUUGUACAGGUUUCAAGUCCAGUUCUGGCACAUAUGAAAUGUAGUGCAUGAUGGCCACAAAGCCGGCAGACGUGUGCAUUCUUCAAGUGAAACGUCAUUUUUAGAGAGGAUGCAAAUGUAAUACUAUGAAUAUGGACAGUUAUUUCACAUGUGUGGUGAUAAGUCUCUCACAAAGCUAGACAUGAGAGAGCAAAGACUGAUCUCUGAGGUCAUCUGUCUGAGCGGUCGAAUGGCAGACUGAUAGCAGGCACAGUUUUGAGGACUCUUUUAUGUUUCAUAAGUAUUCAUGCAACUCGAGACAUGCGUCUUAUCUUGGAUGCAGAAAGUAUCACAUCACUCAAGCUCAUUGUCAAUAGAGAAAUCCUCACUGACAUUACACAUUAAUGUCAUGUUUAUAGCUUCAGGAGACGUUUUUUUGUUUUUCCUCAUUCACAGAUAAUAACUGAACUGUCAGAUGCUAUUUCUUCUCUCUUCGGUUGGUUUUGGAUGUAAGAUUAAAGCUUGCUGUGAACUCCAGCAAAGAGUGGAUGUUCAAUCAAGUUCAUUGUAAAAAAUCUCACUCAUCAAGGUGCCUAAACUUGUUAUUGUCCACAGUGACCGCUUCUCUGUGAUUUACUGUGUCAGGGGGAGAUUUAUUGUUGAGCUAUUUCACGAUUACACUGAGCCACAAAAGUCUUACAUUUUUUUGCACUUUGGAUGAUUUGUUUUGAGCCGCUGCAGGUUAGGAAUCCAGAGCAGGUUAACCAGAGCUGUCACCCUGUAAAGGGAAUUAAGAAGCCCUGGUUUAACUUAUCAACCACAGCUCCAACUCCUGUAUCCCCACAUGCUCCCUAGGACCAGAGUGAGUCCCUUAAGACGAGCAAUGCAACACUCUAGCGGUGGCCCCUCUAAAUUAGUCCUUAUUCCACCCUCUUCUCUGGUCCCUUACCUAGGUCAGGAGAGACAUGAAGGACUGUUAUUCUACCCAUAAGAGCUGCAGGCAACGCAGCAAGGACCCAGGAACUGGGUUAAGUCCACACACAGGGGCUCUGGCGCUGUUAUUCUAAAUGUUAUAUUUACCGAGGCCACCAGAGAAUUCCUCUGGGCUCCUGCCAAAAGCCAGCAACCCGGAGAGGCAGAGCAGCAAGAAGGAGAGAGACAUGCACAACUUUUUUCUAUUAAAUGUGAUUAUUCACUCCUGCCUUUACUUCUCCCUGUACUCUUCUUCAGGUCACACACACACACAGGCUUUUGACCAUUUCUGGCCAGUCACAUGCUUAAGCAGUGGAAGUGCAGAUUGUGAGCACACUACACUACAUGCUAGCGUGACCGGUUCAAAAAAUAAAUAAAUCAAACAAGCUCAGAUUUUGUGGCUCAGUUAAGCUUUUUUUUCUUUCUUUCUUUUCUUUCCCCCCUGAUGUACUUACAGCAAGUUUUAACCCCUUGCAAUCAUUAACAAACUAUUAUAAGCUGCGAGGGUUUGAAUCAUCAGUGAGGCUUUCACACUUUUCUUUUUUGUAUUCUGUUGUGGAAGUUGGGAUUCCUGUGACAUCCCGACACAAGACAUAAGCUAAUCCUAUUGAGAAUGUACUGUAUGUGUGUAAAGUGACAAUCUGUUCAGCUCUGUCAUUGAGUUUGGCUUUUUGUAAUAAUGUAGUGGCUUUAAUGGCUGUUUUUAAUGUGUUGGGAGGAAAAAUAAAACUAACCAUGUUUCCUGUAUAAUUAGUGCUCCAACACCACCAUCAUGUGUUUCCUCUUUAAAGCACAAGGACUAUUUUCACCGUUUAAAAUACCAAUCAUGGUCUAGAAAUGUAUAACUCACCUGUAAAACAUUUGGCAUAGGAUCCUAUAAGUAUCUUUGGACUCAAUCAUUAAGUCGGAUGUAUCUUGUUAUCAUUAAAAUAUGUUUUGUCUGUA